Messenger RNA from Rodentolepis nana, 2496 nucleotides. Lineage: Eukaryota; Metazoa; Platyhelminthes; Cestoda; Cyclophyllidea; Hymenolepididae. The record is from the annotation of a GenBank genome assembly.
AUGGGAUGUAUUAUAUCCUGUGGUUUGAAGCUCAUCCUUCAAAUUCUCAAUAUCGUCCUUUGCGUUGCCUUCCUAGGCGUGGCAGUCUUCGGAAUUAUAUUGAAGGCCUCAAAAUCUGCGGUUCAGAAUAUAAUCACAGGCAUUUUUGAACAUUUUAAGAUAGGAGAUGACGAUAUGCGCCAAUUGGCCAAAUUUAUAGUCGAUAACGCUGACGGAAUCGCAAUCAUUCUCAUUGUGCUUGGUAUCGCUCUCGCUACUUUGUGUCUCGUUGGGUGUAUUGCUUCAUGUUGCGGUUGUAAUAUACUACUUAAAAUUUAUGCAGUAAUUUUGAUAAUUCUCGUGGUGGCACAAAUUAUUGCCGUAUCAGUUCUCUUUUCUGAUUCGAAUCGUCUCUCCGGCCUACUUGUUGAAGCCAUGAACAAACUUCUACCAGCCUAUGGAGAAGCAUCCGAUGGAGGACAAACCGCACUCAGUGUUUGGAAUAUAUUAAUGACGUUUGAUAAACUAUGCUGCGGUAUGGAUGGGUAUGCCGAUUUCAAAAAUCUCACAAUUCUACCACCUCAAUGUUGCAACUCAACUAACCCUCCUUUGGCUUGCGAUCCAGUCAGGGCUGAAAGUGUCAAAAUGCCCGGUUGCCGUGACAAAAUUGUCACUUUCAUCUCAGAUAACCUCCAGACUCUGCUAUAUGUUUCUGUUGGUGCUAUCCUACUGCAGGUAAGAAAAAAAUCCACUGUGGCUGAAAAGCUUUCCCAUGGAUUUUUGCUUUUUCUUUGCAUUCAUACGUCGCCCUUAUCGCGAUCGUGUUCCUCUCCAUUUGCCUGUAGGCUGUCAGUAGCCCUCGAGAUCACAAUGGGCUGCAUGAUAUCUUGUGGUGUCAAGCUUGUUCUGCAAAUUGUAAACCUAGCUCUCUUCUUAGCAUUUCUUGCAGUAGGGAUACUAGGUGUCAUUUUAAAGUUUUCGAAGUCUGCGGUGCAGUCCUUGCUCGAAAAAUUAUUAAACGAAUUUGAAGUUGGAGAUGAUGACAUAAGGGAUUUGACCAAAUUCAUGGUUGAUAAUGGUGAUGGAUUUGCCAUUAUAUUGAUGGCUGUUGGCUUCGCUUUAGCAAUAAUUUGUCUUUUUGGACUUAUUUCUGCUUGUUGUGGACCGAGUAUACUAUUGAAGAUUUAUGUAGCUGUCUUGAUUCUACUAGUCAUUGUUCAAGUUGUAGUAGUCGCUUGCCUGUUCAAAGAUCAUACAGCCCUACCGAGAAUUUUAAUAAGGGCAUUUAAGGAGGCACAGCAGCAUUAUAACCAGCCUUCUGAUGAAGGCACAACUUCAACUUCAGUCUGGAAUUUAAUUAUGACAUUGAAUGGAUCAUGCUGUGGUAUUGACAGCUACAAGGAAUUUCCCACAUCUCCAACCCUCCCGUUGCAAUGUUGUGGUUUGGAUUCCAACUCAACUCAAACAACUUGUGAGGUAAGCGAGGCAGAGACUAAAAAUAUGCCCGGAUGUCGAAAGAAAAUUGAAGACUUUGUUUAUACCAACUCAAAAGUAGUACUGUAUAUCGCUCUUGCAGGAAUAGGUUAUUCUCAUUGUCUUGGUUUUCCUUGCAAUUUGCUGCUAAAUUCGACGAAACCGUGGAACUAUUUUUUUCUCUUUUCUGAUUCGAAUCGUCUCUCCGGCCUACUUGUUGAAGCCAUGAACAAACUUCAACCAAACAAACAAACCUCACUCAGUGUAUGGAAUAUAUUGAUGACGAUCAAAAUGGGCUGUAUUAUAUCUUGUGGUUUCAAGCUUGUUCUGCAAAUUAUAAACAUUAGCCUCUGUCUAGCCUUUCUGGCUGUAGGCGUACUCGGCAUUAUCCUAAAGUCUUCAAAGACCAUUGUUCAGUCCUUACUCGAAAAAAUAUUCGACCGGUUUCAAGUUGGAGAUGAUGACAUGCGAGAGUUGGCCAAGUUCAUGGUUGAUAAUGCUGAUGGAUUUGCAAUUAUCUUGGCGUCUGUGGGCUUCGUUUUAGCAAUAGUUUGUCUUUGUGGAUUUGUUUCUGUUUGCUGUGGUUUGGGAAUACUAUUGAAGAUAUAUGCAGCGGUCUUAAUUCUACUAGUCGUUGUGCAAAUUGUGGUAGUUGCCUUCCUGUUCUCCGAUCCUUCACAAAUACCGAAACUGUUAAUAAAGGCAUUAACAGAGGCCCAAAAACAUUAUAACGGGACUGGCGAAGAGGGAAAAACUUCAACUGCCGUCUGGAAUUUAAUAAUGACAUUUGACGGAUUAUGCUGUGGAAUUGACAGCUACAAGGAAUUUCCUACUUCUCCAACGCUCCCGAUGCAAUGUUGUCCUAAUACAACUCAAACAACUUGUACGGAAAGCGAGGCACAGACUGCAUCUGUGCCUGGAUGCCGAGAGAAAAUUGAAACAUUUGUUUACACUAAUGCAAAAAUGGCCCUCUAUGUCGCCCUUGCAGCAAUAGGUCUUCAGGCCAUUCUCAUCGCCAUGGUUUUCCUUACAAUUUGCUGCUAA